AUGGCGACGAUUGGUACUGUGUUCUUCUGGUCAGCAAUCUCGAUUGCAGCUUUACUUGCGAUCCUCUUCUCGGUCUUUUCGAUUUACAUGAUUUACCUCCAUUGGAAGUUCAGUCAUUUACCUGGGCCAAACAGGGACAGCUUUUUCUCCGGUAAUUUGCCUCAUAUCAAGCGCGAGUUGGCGAAAGGACACAUUUUUCCCGAAUUGGUCAUCGAACUCAACCGAAUUCACGGUCCAAUAAUUCUCCUAUGGAUUUUUCAUAAGCCAAUCACAUUCGUGUCAGAUCCAGAACUCAUCCGAAAAUGUUUAAUCACGCUUAACCUACCGAAAAAUCCGUUUGGAUACAUAAACCUCGGAUACCCNACUGCUGCUCCCCUCAACCUAACCAACAGGAGUGUGAUUGAAGCAGGCAAAUUUGUACGCGAUUUUGGAAGGAAGGUAAUUCUUGAACGUCAAGAAGCUAUGUUACGAGGGGAAGAUACACCUCCUGAUAUCCAUGCACAUAUCUUGGGUGUCAAAGCAAAGGAGCCAAGUAUUACAAUGGAAGAUAUGGUGGAUGAGUUUUUCACAUUUUUCAUUGCAGGUGGCCAAAACCGCAAAACCGAAAACCCCAAUGGCCCCCUCCUACAGCAGUUUGAGUUGAGUCUCUGUCCUGGUCAAGAUGAGAUAAGAUACGUGGAGAAUUUGACCCUGAGGCCUAAAGGGGGAUUGCUUUGUACACUCAAACGAAGGCGACAGAAAGAAAUGGAUCCUUUAAAGGUCAAGAAUGUGUCACUCUUUGAAAAGGAAACAGCCCUUAACGAAAGAGAGAAGCUAAGAGAAAAGCUGGAAGGAGUUGGCCAGCUCCUUAUUGACGGAAACAGCAAGCUGAAGAGUUCAGUCAAAGGCAGUGAUAGAGUUGGCAUAAGUGCAGCGGAAAUAAUGAUAUAA
This is a messenger RNA of Stylophora pistillata, 930 nucleotides long. Its product is annotated as cholesterol 24-hydroxylase-like. Lineage: Eukaryota; Metazoa; Cnidaria; Anthozoa; Scleractinia; Pocilloporidae. The record is from RefSeq and is a predicted model, not a curated record.